AAACUACUUACAAUAGCUAAAAGCCAGAAAAACUAUGGCGCUAUUUGAAAACAAAUUAAGCGCACCUCAUUAAGAGCUACUUCUGAUUGACUGCUACUUUGUCCAAUAGAAACGUUAACCUCGCCCAAUGAGCAACAGUCAGCCAAUGAAAUUUGAUUAAAGGCGGACAUAUGGGCGGGACUAAAAAGGUAGGUUGUACUCCUCCUGAGCAUAAUUGACGUCAGGUUAUUUGUUUUUCUCCGCAUAAACAGCGUCAUGAGUAUUUUUGUCUAUGUAAAUAUUGAUAAUUUUCUUUGAUUUGUGUAGGAGUGGAGAGUGUCAUUCGACAAAGAAAAGAAGCCAAAGCUUAUCUCUUUCUUUGAGCAGAGAGGUGGGAAGAAAGGAGGGGGAGGCCUGGCUGAGCGUUUGAGUCUUGCCUCCGUGGCUGCUGGCCACUCCCUUGCUUGUGGCUGCUGCUGGAUCUGUGGAGGUGGCGGGAGGAGUCACGCAGGGUGGAGGAGAGAUGAGGAACCCCCAUAUCGUUCCCACACUGGAUGAGAUGCAAAGUCACUUCCUACAGAUGAUCUAUCAUCAGCCCUGCCGAGCCCAAACACAACGGGGGGUUCUUUCGGUGGAAAUCAGCAGAAACCCGUAAUCAGGCGCUCCAUCACCGAUAAACCCCAGCAUGCUGUGCGCACUUUCUCCACUGACUGAAGCUGAAGUUUCCUCACACAGACUGACAGGAAACGAGAGAAAAGAGCGCCGAGAGCUGACACAGAACUGAAACCUGCAGCCUCCAUGAAGCCUCAGAGACUCAUCACGCUCCCUGGUUGUUUGUGAGCCGAGACGAUGGAGAGCUCGUCGUCCACAGUGAAGCGACGAGCCUGGAUCGAGAGCAGCCGACAGUGCCUCACUUUGGAGGAACCUGAUGGGUUCAGAAACUCGUCGGCCUGGAUAGCGGACGACGAUGUGUUUUCUGAUGGAGGCUUCACUGGAAAAAUUGAGUCCUGGCUUAUGGGUUGUGGAUCAGAAGUCAGUGGGGAGAACGGCCGUCAGCUCAGUUUUGAAAACGUGCUUCAGGCCAACAACUUAGGUGAUGACUUGAGUCUGGGAGCUGAUGCCUCUUUUAUAAAUGGCAUAGAAAUAACACCUGCAGCUUGCGUGGCACAACAACCUUCUUUCAACAAACGUCUCGGCACGUUCAGCUGCAGUACCCCUCAUCAGAGACUAUGUCCACCAUCGCUGAACCUGGGUCACAGCAUGGCCUCCAGCUUUUUGUCGUCUUCCACCUGGAAAACUGUGUCCAGUGUGUCGGAGGUUUUGCAGAUGUGUUCAGAGGAUGCAGAGGAGACACUCUAUGAGUUGGGUUUUGGUUGUGAAGAACCUCAGGUCAAUGUGCGCAUCCCUCCACGAUUCUUCAGCUUUCCCUCUCAGGCUCGCGGCAUCAACUUCCGCCUCUUCCUGGACUCACAGAUACGGCGGAUACGAGAGGAAGACCCCAACCUUUCUCUUGCUAGUCGUUUCAGACAAGUGCAGGUGCUCACAGCCAUGGCCAAUGCUUUCUACUCCCUCUACUCCCACGUGUCGCGYACUCCCCUCCAGAAGCUGGAAACCUCCGAGUUCACCUUCUCCUCUCCUGUGGAGAAGCUMGAGCGGUUCAGGACCAGUGUGCGCAGUGAGCCGCGCUCCCCGGUGGAGAGGCUGAAGGACACCGUCAACAAGAUGUGCCUAUACACCGGGUCGCCCCGCGGCUCAGACUCCACCUCUCCACACCCCUCGCCCAGGAAGGGAUCCAGCCUCACCGAUUUUGUGGACAUAGUCAUUAAAACCAAGACUGACACUGCUAAAAUGCUGGAUAUGGGAGAACAUGCUGAUUCARCAUUGGAUUUUAGGUCAAUCGCAGAUUGUGGGAUAAUGAAUAAAGCGAUAACAGACCUAGACGUUCAUCAGAGGGAAAGUAACAAUCAUGUUGGGAUGUUGAUCAGUAAGCAAACAGAUAAUGUGGAGAUUGGUGAAAUCUGUGUCCAACAAACGGAUUUUGACGAUACUCCUCCUCACAGUAUGAGAACAUCUCUAGAUUCCUCAUUAUCCGGAGAAACGGUGAUAACAACAGAUCUGCUUCSCUCGUGUCAGCUGAAGAAGGACUCWUGUUUGACUGAAAGCGACACACGUACAGCUAAGAGAAAUCCUGCCGCCAGAGUUACAUACGAUCUAAUCUGUCCACAAAUAACUGAGAGUGCGCACCAGGCGUCUUUCCUCUGUCAGAACACACACCGCACCGACAGCUUGCUUCAUGUCUCCUCUGUGGCAGAGAGCACAGAUAGAUCACACAAAGCCCGUACACAAACCCCRACCUGUGAGGACCCUUAUAAAUGUACCGCUGCCCCCUCUGGAAAGGCCUCACAGGUUGAUGCUCUCAAGUCACUUCCUGUCGAGGGACCUAGCGGCAGCUUCGCUCAUUACUGCAUCACUGUGACCGGYUGGGAAGGGGAGGACGUGUCAGCGAACCCAGCAGAGUCCCGUUACACCUCACCUGUUCCGUCCACGCCCACACCUGAGGAGUCCUUUAGUGAGGAGGAGAGACGGUACCUGAAUCCGCCGACACACCUGGGCUCGGCCAAGAUUUCAAGUAACCCUAAGCAGGUCAACUCGUUCGAGCUGGAGGAGGUUCACAGUGCAGGGGAGGAAGAUUUUGCACAGUCAGAAGCUACAAGAACAGCCACCUCACAUUCAUACAAAGGGGAAGUGGUCCGAGGCGACAGCGUGCAGUCCGACAGCAGCGGCUACGCCGACGAAGAAGUCAGCCCCUCACCAGAAACACACAGCAGAUGACGGGGAAACAAAAAMCUUCUGCUCUAAAGAUUUGUUUGACAAGUGCUUUCAAACACGGACUUUGAUGCAAGAUAAAAUGUGAAGUUUUGAGAAGCUGAAAACAAAAGUUUCUUGGAGAGGUGCACGCAGAAUGCUCAUAAUGAGCACAGAAUAUGUAAAGAAUUUAAUAGAUAAUGCUAGGAAAUGUUUAUUUUAAUGGAAUGAUUGUUUGUUUAUUCAACGGUAAAAUGUACAAUGUUCUUAAACAGAGCAACAGUUUCUCAGGGAGUUAGUGUCAUUUUACAUUUCUUUUUUUAGUAUAUGAAAGUGCCAGCACAAAGAUUUGUCAUGAAUUUCAUGUUUCCGUACACGAUGAAAGCACGGAGUAAAAAAAAGUUACCAACUUCCUUGUUGAAAUAUUACAGCUUGUAAUAUUUUCUAAUUAUAAUUCUCUGCAGGAUACAAUAUAAAAUGUAGAUAACCUAAAAAAAAA
Messenger RNA from Austrofundulus limnaeus, 3283 nucleotides. It is a transcript of the gene tespa1, whose product is annotated as thymocyte expressed, positive selection associated 1. Gene Ontology annotation, molecular function: signaling receptor binding. NCBI's taxonomy places the organism in Eukaryota, Metazoa, Chordata, Actinopteri, Cyprinodontiformes, Rivulidae. The record is from RefSeq and is a predicted model, not a curated record. The transcript has 13 exons. The coding region runs from base 829 to 2811 and encodes 660 amino acids.